Messenger RNA from Octodon degus (degu), 1763 nucleotides. It is a transcript of the gene Tmem179, whose product is annotated as transmembrane protein 179. The transcript is spliced from 4 exons. NCBI's taxonomy places the organism in Eukaryota, Metazoa, Chordata, Mammalia, Rodentia, Octodontidae. Bases 64 to 765 code for a protein of 233 amino acids. The record is from RefSeq and is a predicted model, not a curated record.
GCGCCCGAGACCCGAGACCCGGCGCCCAGGUUCCAGCCCAGUCCCGGCGCGGCCGGGCCCGCCAUGGCGCUCAACAAUUUUCUCUUUGCGCAGUGCGUCUGCUACUUCCUGGCCUUCCUGUUCAGUUUCGUGGUGGUGGUGCCGCUGUCCGAGAACGGCCACGACUUCCGUGGCCGCUGCCUGCUGUUCACCGAGGGCAUGUGGCUGAGCGCCAACCUCACGGUGCAGGCGCGGGAGCGCUUCACCGUGCAGGAAUGGGGCCCGCCGGCCGCCUGCCGCUUCAGCCUGCUCGCCAGCCUCCUGUCGCUGCUGCUGGCCGCCGCGCACGCCUGGCGCACUCUCUUCUUCCUCUGCAAGGGCCACGAGGGCUCCUUCUUCUACGCCUUCCUCAACCUCCUGGUGAGCGCCUUUGUGGUCUUCCUGGUCUUCAUUGCCAGCACAAUCGUGAGUGUGGGCUUCACCAUGUGGUGCGACGCCAUCACGGAGAAGGGCACUGUGCCCCACAGCUGCGAGGAGCUGCAAGACAUCGGCCUGGAGCUGAAUGUAGAUGACUCUGCCUUCUACGAUCAGUUCGCCAUUGCUCAGUUUGGCCUCUGGGCCUCGUGGCUGGCAUGGCUGGCGAUCACCACGCUGGCUUUCCUGAAGGUCUACCACAACUACCGCCAGGAGGACUUGCUGGACAGCCUGGUCCACGAGAAGGAGCUGCUGCUGGCCAGGCCAGGCCCUCGAACCUCCUUCCAGGGGGAGAAGAGCGCAGUCAUUUAGGUUCUGUGUCCCUGCCUGGGCCCCUCCAGCCCUACAUGCAGCCCUGGCCCUGCCACAGGAAGGGGAGCGUGGACCCCUGCUGAGGGUCCAGCCACAGGCAGUUGGGGCAGAGCCCUGGACUGGGUGUCUGUACUCUGCCUCCAGAGGCUGCAUGUGUGAGCACACGCAUGUGUGGGUACACACAUGUGUGAGCACACACAUGUGGAUGGGAGCAGACCGCAGAGCUGGCCCCCAUGGGCCCAGGAGAAAGGCUGUGCUCCCAAGGGCAGUAAGCCCACCUGCUAGCCAAGUGGAGGCUGAGCCUGUGUGACUGGGGCCUGGCUCUGCUGUCCUCAGCACUCUGCUGGGGAAAGCCAGCACCUCCUUUUCUUGGGGGUCCCCUGUCCUGUUCCAGGGAAGGGGCCCUAAGGUGGAAGAGACCCCCAGCCCUGACCCUAACCACAGCCUUCAGAAGUGUGUCCCCAGCAUGUUCCCCCAGCUUGGGCUCUACUGUGACCGGGGCCACCUCGAAGGACCUGGCGUGGUGAGCUGGACCCUGAGUAAACAGGACCAGCUUGAAGGGUGCAGGGCAGGCAGGUGCUGUGGGGGGGCCCAGGCCAGGGGUGAGGGGUGAGGGGUGAGGGCUGAAGGUCAAGCCCUGCUGGGAACUUCCUGUGGGGAGCCAGGUGUUCGGGGAGGUGUUUGGACCGUCUGAAGCCCCCAAAGCUGAUGUCAUCACUGGACAUGGGGACCUGUCCUGCCUCAGAGCUGCUUAUCUGUGCCCUGCACAGAGUUGUGGCUUCUACCUUGCCUCUGCUUUGCCCCACCCCCACUUCUGCUGCAGCUGCCUGGGAUCCUGGGAGGAACAGAGUGGGGCUCGGCUCCCUGGGCCCCACCAUGCCAGUCCUGAGCAGCUGCCCCCUCAGGCUCCAGGGCUGAUCUGGGGCAGCCUGCAUCCGGGUGGGUAGAGGCCUGGAAACAGGUCCAGGGCAGGAGCGCAGGGCUGCCCGGUCCCACAG